Molecule: messenger RNA, 25225 nt
Organism: Cinara cedri
Lineage: Eukaryota; Metazoa; Arthropoda; Insecta; Hemiptera; Aphididae
Source: the annotation of a GenBank genome assembly
AUGGAUUCAUAUGAGUUGUUUGGAGAGGAUGUGGGUGGAAACAUGUUGGAAGGCUUAUCUGAAUUGGGAGGAGAUAAUUUCACAGAUGUGGCAGGCCGUGGAAGUCAACCCCCCGCAAAUGCAGGUUAUUCUCAAUCUCAGCCAUAUCAAUUGCCCGGAGAAAUGCACGGCCAUCAAGGAGAGUCUCCAUUACAAAAACUUGCAUCUUUUGGACCUCCAGGAGGUGCAGGGCCAGGGGCUCCAGAUUAUAAUCCUGGAAAUCAUAUAGAUCAUUAUUCUAAUCACUCUGGAUCAGCUUAUGGAGCGAGUAGGGUUUCUUCGGGUUUAAGACCCAAUUUAGGACAAUCUGGACCGCCACAGUAUUCACCUUAUACAGAUGCUGCAGCAGGCAUGUACAGUACUACAGACCAAGCUGCAUUACAAGCUUGGUCCAAUUAUCCCGCACCUGGUAUUAGUAGGCAUUAUCCACAUAUAGCUCAACCAUCUUAUAGACAGCAUAUGAGCUAUCAACAACAACCCAAUCAAGAAAAUCAACAGAAGCCUGGUCAGUAUGUAUCUAUGAUGACUUCUCAUCAAGUUCCAUCUAGUGUUUAUUCUCGUAGUCAACAACAACCAAUGGCACCUUAUCAAAAUAUGAUGUAUUCAAAUACUUCACCUGGGUAUUCUGCAUAUGGUCAUCAACAAAAUACUACCACUGUUUCUUCACGAAUACCACCGCAUCACAUUCAACAAUAUCCACAGCAGCAAAUGCAGAUGCCUGAAAUUCCUAGUCCUCAAACUCCGUCAAACUACAACCAUUUACAAUCGCAAAUGACCUCUCAUCCACCUUUUUCACAACAACCACAGCCACCUCAACAGCAGCAAUCUCAACCUCAACAACAAAUACCACAAAGAUCACUGGGUAUUGAUGUGCCGAGUAAUCCGUCUUAUGGACCACCCAGUGGACAGACCCAAAGUAAACCUCAUACUUCUCAAGGAGGUAGUCCUCAACCACCAUAUCGAGCUCAGUUUCCUCAACUGUCUCCUCAGAUUUCACCCCGACCUCAAAUGUCGCCUAGACCUCAGAUGUCUCCUGUCAUGUCCCCAGCAAAACCAACAACACAUUCACCACACCCUCAUUCCGCUCAAUCUAAUAUGUCCCCUAGGCCUACAGCUACAGCAUUAACUCCAAAAACAGUGGCUACUUCCAGUCCUUCUCCAUACGCUCAACAGAGUACUCUUCAACAACUUGAACAAAUGGUUAUGCCAACUGUCAAUACUAAUUCAUCAACAGAUUAUCCAGCAUAUAGAAGUGGCUUACAAGCUAAUACUUCCCCACAUUGGCAGUCCACACCAAGACCUCCUCAUAAUGGAGGACUAAGUUCUCAAAAUCUUGACCAAGGAUUACCAGUAUAUUCUGCUAUGUCAUCUGAAGAUAACCAAAAUUUGGAUUCUUCUAAAUCACAAUCAAAUUCAAAUUCUAGUAGUAAUUUGAACAUGAAUAAUAUGCCUAAUAUGGGUGAAUCAAAUUCUAUUCCAAGUCAAAAUAAUCUCGAUUAUCCUCCCAAUACACAAAAUAAAUACACAAUUUUAGAAUCGCAACACAUUCCCGUUUCACAUUCUGCAGAUAUGCCUCCAACAUUGGAACCACAAACAAGCAUACCACCAGUACAACAACAACAACAAUUACAACCAGCUAAUCAGAACCCACCAACGAUAGAACACAUGGGAUCUAAUAACAUAUUGACUUCUUCCAGUAUUGGAUAUAAUGACUCUAUGUCACAAUAUCAAAAUGGUAAUAAAAUGGAAGAAAUUAUCAACAAUCAACCACCUGAUGCACCUCAACAGAUACAACAUUCUCAAACUUCAAUGUAUGAUCCUAGAGGACCUCCUCCUCCAGGAAUGUAUCAUUCUUCACCGAUUAGCCACCAACAAGAGAUGGCUGCAUUACAACAGCAGCUACAAGAAUUAUAUUGUAUGCCACCUUCUGGGCCUGAUCAUCAAUUAAGGGUAUGAACAAUUUUUAGUUUAGUAAAUUGAAUUACCAUAUAUUAAACUAUUAAGAUAAUUGUUCAUUACAAAAAAUAUAACUGAACUUGUAUUUUAAUUGUAGACUUAAUAAAAUCAAGUAAGUGUAUGGUAGAUUAUUUUUUUUUUUAAAUAAUAGAUUAAUCACAUCCAAGAAAGAAUAUCCAUUUUACAACAACAUGAAGCCAAUGACCAAUGUAUGGGUGGUGUACAUUGUCCAGUUGUGAAUCCUAUGUAUCAACCUGCAAUCAUAGAACCUGCAGUACCGGUGGUAUAAAAUUAAUAUAUUAAUAAUAAUUAUAACAAAUUGCUUAUUAUUAAAUAAUUAUUAUAGGUAUCAGGACGUGGAAGAGGGAGAGGUCGUGGAAGAGGUAGGGGUAGUACCUCUGGUGAAGGCCGAGGAACUCCCAGACCUAGAAAAAGUAGAAAAAAGGCUCAAGAACCAGAGCAAAUUCCAUUUUCACCCCCAUUAUUACAACCAGAAAUGCCAACACAUUCUAUGGUGCCACAGGAAUUGAUGCCAAUGCAUAUAAACAUGAGCCCUGGUAUGGCUCAACCACAUCAUAUGAUGCCCUCUGGAUUGCCCCAUAUAGGAAUGCCGCCAAACCCAAUGCAACAUGAACAUAUGCCACAAUCCUCUAUGUAUAACAAUUCAGAACCAGCAUAUCAUCAUCAUAUGCAGUCUUUAGGAUGUCCACCACAACAUAUGCCACAACAACCACCACCUCAACAGUUACAACAGCUGUCAGUGCAACAACCUAUUUUGCCUUGCACUUCUGAGUCACUAGUUUCUAAUUCUGUACCUUAUUCAGAUCCUAUAAUGCCUCCUGUUCAUCUCGAACAACCAAUUGAAGAAUUGCCUCCUGAACAAGAACAACUACAACAACAGCAAGAGCAACAAUUGCACCAACAACAAAUCCAGGAACAAUCACCACUUAUGCCUCAAUCUCCAGUUGAAUCUGAAUCACAAGCACGUUCUGAAUCUCCUUUAAUAGAACAAUUGAACCAAUCAUCACCCCCCCAAUCUGAAAUACAGUCACCAUUAGCUCAGGAAGAAGUUAUAAAAGAUUCAGAACCUGCAGACCUGCAAUCGCCACCUCAAAGUCCAAGUGUAGAAAAAUCAUUAGUAUCAAUGGAAGUUGACAAUUCAUCAGUUGCAUCUCAUCAAUCUAGAUCCUUAUCACCAGCAGAACUAAAUGAACCACAAUCUCUUGAAAGAGACUGUUGGUCUGGUAGUGAGCAUGAUCCUCCUCCACCUACACUGACUGCCGAAGUUUCAUCUCCAACAUCACCAAAAGCUGAAAAUGAAACUGGUGAAACUAGCAUUUUCAAUUUUACUGAAGAUGAAGAACCUCCCCCACCGCUUCAUUCUUUACCUGAUGGAUCUCCUAGAAAAAUAAAAGGAGGUUCAAGGUAUUUAAUAUAAUCAAAUAUAUUUUACUGGUUUCUGUUUUGCUUAGUGAUAAUAAUGCUGGAUUUAUACACAUUCCAUAAAAAUAUCCAUCAACUUUGAAAAAAAGUACUUAAUAUAAGCAAAAAUGGUAGAGAUUAUAAAAGUGCCCUCAUCAAAGGGAUUAAAUGCAUACAAUAAAAGUAUUCUAACACUUCAAAAGUGAUUAACUUAACAAUUAUUUUUUAUUUGUAUAAUAGUGCAAUUUUAUAUAAAAUCAUUUUAACAGAAAAUUGUAUAUAAUAUGAUAAAGCAAUUAGAGCAAUCAAACCCCUCUACCCUUUUUGCUUAGUUAAAAUGUUUAAGGCACUUUUAUAGAGCUUUUUAAAGGGUGCCUGAACAUCCAGUCCCUAAUAAUAAAUUUUAUUUUAUUUUAUCUACAUUUUUAGAGGAACAAAAAAAUCGUCAAAAUCAAAAAAGCCCAAAACUGUUAAAGUUCCUAAAACUAAAGUAAAAGAUCGAAAGAAAAAAGAAACCAAUUCAGAUGUUGAACUAGAUGAAACUCCACUAAAACCUAAAAGGUGAAAUACUGAGUGUAUCAAUAUAAUUAAAAUAUUUUACCAUGUUCAGUUAUUAUUAGUGAUAAAUAUACUAAACAAAAUAAUAUUUAUUUCAAUGUUUAAAUUUGUAAUAAUUUAUAAUUACAAAUAUAUUAUUAUUAUUUAUUUCAUAUUUACCAAAAUAUUUAAAAUUUUUCAAAAAUUAUAUUAUUUGUCAUAUGAAUAAAGUGUAAUGCUUGGUUGUUAUGUAAAUGGCAACUGUGUAUUAAAAUUCUAGUAUUUUAUAAAUUUUAUAAACUAAUGUAUUAUUUAGACCAUCUAAGAAGAAAAAGAAGAAAAUGUCUCCAUCCGAAAAUAAAGUGCCUGAAGAACCUGUACUAGAAGAUACUAUAAAUAAUAUUGAAGUUCCACAAGAGGAUGAAAUUGAACCUACUGCUGAUGAUGAAUUGGAAACCAAAAUAGACGAUAACACAGAAAAAGAGUUGGAUGAUUCUGAACUAGAUACAAAUGCAAUAAAGGAUGAAAAAGAAAUUACAGUUGAUGAAUCAUUAGCAGAUGUUGAAUCACUACCUGAAAGUCAACCAGAGCAAUCUGUCAAAUCUUCGAAAUCAUCUAAACGUAGUUCUGACCGGAAGUCUAAAAGUCGUAGCAGCCGUGCUUCAAAGUAUUUAUAAAACACAUUUUUAAGCUUUAUUUUUUUUAUUUUAGUUUUAUUUAAUUAAACAAUAUAUAAUUUAUUAUCUAAAAUAAGUUCAUAUUACAACUUUUGAAUCAACUAUUCUUGUUAUAUUGUUGGAAUUGCUAUUGUAAAUAAUAAUAUUUAAUAUAUGUAUGUACAUUGUAUAUAAUGUAUCAAUAUUGUUUUUACUAUUUUUAUUGUUCAAUAUUUUGUAGGCGAAAGAAACCUAAACCUUUGGUUCCCAAUGAAUCAGAAAAUGAUGAGCCAAAUGUUACACCACCUCCAUCACCUGAGGGUGAUGAUAAUGUGAGUAUUUUUUUAUCUUUUAUUUGAUUAUACAGUAUACUACUUAAUGAAAUUACUGAUGUAUUUUUUUUUCAUUGUCAUAUUAUGAAAUAAAUAUAUAUUUUUUUCAAUUUAUCAAAUUAUUGUAUAUUCAAACUUCGAAAUAUUUGUAUUUGUAUUAAUUUUUAUUAUUUGUUAAUGUAUAUGGUUAUAACAUUUUUUAUUCUUUAUAUUAUAAAUUAUUACAAACAUAAGAAGCUCAUGAUAAUAAUAAUUUUAUUUUUAAAUUAAUUAAUAUGUAAUAAAUAUUAUUUAUAUUUAGAAACGAAGAUCUGGAAGACACACACAAAGAAAGAAGUAUGUUGAUGACAUUAUGUUGGCUAUGUCUGAUGAUGAUUCUCGUAAAUCAUCGUCACCACAACGUUCUAAAUCUGCAGUUUCGGGCUCUGCCAAUGAAAGUAAACAAACAGCUCAAAAUAAAAAUGCUAAUGCUAGUAAUUCUGUUAAGCCUAAUAUGGUAUAUAUAGUAAGUAAUAUUAAUUUUUUUUGAACAUGAGUUGUUUUUAAUUAUUUUUAAAUUGCUUAUUUUUAGAAUGUUACUGAUGAAGAUUCAAUGGUUGUUCAACAUAUAUUGGCUGUUCGGAAAGGUACAAGAGAAGCAGUUAAUUUAAAUCAAGAAGAUAAGAAUACUCUCAGUGAUAGUGAAGUUGAUAUUAAAAAAGAAACCGAGGAAGUAAAAGAAGAAAAAAUUAUGGACAAAAAUGAUGAAACCCUAGAAAAAACAUCUGAUGACAAAUUUGAAGAAAAUUUAAAUUUAAAACUGGAGGAGAAAUUGAUUUCAGUUAAACUAGAACAAGAAUCUGAGAAAAGUGAUGAAGUUGUACCACAAAAUUUAGAAGAAGCCGAAGGGAAUUCUAAGAAGACUAUUGAAUUGGAUGAAUAUUUUGUAAAAUACAGGAAUUUUUCAUACCUUCAUUGUGAAUGGAAAACAGAAGAAGAAUUAACAAAAGGCGACAAAAGAAUUGCUGCUAAAUUAAAACGAUUUAAACAAAAAAUGGCUAACAAUACCAACAUUUUUGAAAAUGUAAGUUAUAAUAUAAUAAUAUGUGUGGUGGUACUUAUAAUAUUUUAAUUUUAGCUUGAAGAAGAACCAUUCAAUCCAGAUUAUAUUGAAGUAGAUCGUGUUUUGGAUGUGUCUGAGCAAUUGGAAGAACCAAAUGCAGAUAAACCAACUAAAUAUUAUUUGGUUAAAUGGCGAUCACUGCAAUAUGAAGAUAGUACAUGGGAAUUAGAACAAGAUGUUGAUCCAGCAAAAAUUGAAGUUUUUGAAAGGAUCAGGCAUACACCUCCAAAAGAUCAAUGGAAGGUAAAUGUAAAAUUAUAUAUUUCAUAUUUCAUACAUGAUUUAAAAGAGUUAAUAUGAUGACCGUAGCCAUGCUAAUAUGAAUAUUUAUAUAAUUUUAUAAAUAUUAAACAUAUUGAUGAUAUUAUGACAUGUCUGAUUAUUGCUUAAAUGUAAGUCUUUUGAAGAAAAUGUAUUAUUUGAUAACUGAUAUUAACAUAAUUUUACUUUUGAAUUAUUCAUUUAACUUUUUUAUCAAAUGUACAUGUUAUCAAUAGUGUUUUCUUUAUGUUACAGCCUAAAAAGAAGCCAUCACCUAAUGACUGGGUAAAAUUAGAUAAAUCUCCUGUUUAUAAAAGUAACAAUACACUUAGGGAAUAUCAAUUAGAAGGUCUUAAUUGGCUACUUUUUUCUUGGUAUAAUGGGUAAGUUUAACAGGUUUUUAAAUUUAAAAAUUUUUUUUUUUAAUCUCAGUUAUUUAUAUGUAAUUGUGUUUUCACAUGAUAGGCGUAAUUGUAUCUUGGCAGACGAAAUGGGUCUUGGUAAAACUAUACAGUCAUUGACAUUUAUUCAUGCUGUUCAUCAAUAUGGUGUGCGUGGUCCAUUUUUAGUUAUAGCACCAUUAUCAACUAUACCAAAUUGGCAAAGAGAAUUUGAAGGAUGGACUGAUUUAAAUGUAAUUGUUUACCAUGGAUCGUAAGUAUUUUGACUAUUAAUUUCUUUUUUAACAACAUUACAUAUUAAGACAUAUCUCAAAUGUUGAUUAACAUAAUCAAGACAAUAUUUAGAUGAAUUAUGUUUUCAACUUGCAUAACUCUUAAAAUUAUAGAUCUCACAGUAGAAAUAUGGUACAACAGUAUGAGAUGUACUACCGAAAUGAAAAAGGCGCUAUAAUUAAAGAUGUAUCCAAAUUUGAUGUUCUGAUAACAACAUUUGAGACUAUCAUUUCUGAUUGUAUGGAACUUCGUGAUAUUAGUUGGAGAUUAUGUGUGAUUGAUGAAGCACAUCGUCUUAAAAACAGAAAUUGCAAACUGUUAGAAGGAUUACGUGCAUUAAGUCUUGUAGGUUUUUUUUUACCUCAAUGUCAUAUUCUGGCAUUUAUUUAACUUUUUUAUUUUUAUCCUUUUUAGCCAUAUUUUAAAUAUUAACUUUUUUAUUUUGUAGGAACACAGAGUUUUGUUAUCAGGAACACCACUUCAAAAUAAUGUAAAUGAGUUAUUUUCAUUACUUAAUUUCCUUGAACCAACCCAAUUUUCAAGUUGUGAAGAAUUCUUGCAAGAAUUUGGGGCAUUAAAAUCUGAAACUGAAGUUCAAAAACUUCAAUUAUUAUUAAAACCAAUGAUGUUAAGGCGAUUAAAAGAAGAUGUUGAAAAAUCAAUUGCUCCUAAAGAAGAAACUGUUGUUGAAGUGGAAUUGACAAAUAUCCAAAAAAAAUACUACAGAGGAAUAUUAGAGAAAAAUUUUUCAUUCUUAUCAAAGGGCACAACUUCUGCCAAUGUACCAAAUUUAAUGAAUACAAUGAUGGAAUUAAGAAAAUGUUGUAUUCAUCCUUAUUUAUUAAACGGUAUUAUUUGAUGUUCUAAUAAAUUAUUUGAAUUCAAUUUUAUACAUUUUCUUAAUCCUAAAUUUUAAUUAUUUUUAGGAGCUGAAGAUCAAAUUCAAUAUGAUUACCGCAAUUUAAAUGGAGACGAUCCAGAUGUUUAUUAUAAAGCUUUAAUUCAUUCAUCUGGUAAAAUGGUAUUAAUUGAUAAAUUGUUACCAAAACUUAAGGUCAAUGGUCACAGAGUAUUGAUUUUUAGUCAGAUGGUUCGAUGUUUAGAUAUUAUUGAAGAUUAUUUAGUGUAUAGAAAGUAAGUUUUAAAUUUUUUAUACUCAAUGCAACAUUUUAAGUUGUAUAUUUACUAAAAUUGUAAUUCUGUUUAAGGUACCCAUUUGAGAGAUUAGAUGGUAGGAUACGAGGAAAUUUACGUCAAGCAGCAAUUGAUCGGUUUUGUAAACCUGAUUCUGAUCGAUUUGUAUUUUUAUUAUGUACUAAAGCUGGAGGGUUGGGUAUUAAUUUGACAGCUGCUGAUACUGUUAUUAUUUAUGAUAGUGAUUGGAAUCCACAAAAUGAUCUUCAGGUAACAAUUUAAACUAUAUUUGCAUCAGUUUUCUAAACAUAUACUAGUAGAUAUGUUUUAUAUUGAUUAUUGAUUUAUUAUAAAUAAAGGCUCAAGCACGUUGUCACAGAAUAGGACAACAAAAAAUGGUUAAAGUAUAUAGACUUCUAUGCCGCAACACAUACGAAAGAGAAAUGUUUAAUAAGGCAUCAUUAAAACUUGGAUUGGACAAAGCUAUUCUUCAAAGUAUGAACACUGCACAAGGAAAAGAUCUGAAUAAUAAGCAACUUUCCAAAAAAGAAAUUGAAGAUUUAUUGAAGAAAGGUUGAUCAUAAUAUUUUAAUAUAUAAUCUAUUGUUUUUAUUUUGUUUAUUAAAUAUUAUUUAAAAUUAAAGGAGCAUACGGUGCUGUUAUGGAAGAGGAUAAUGCUGGAGAUAAAUUUUGUGAAGAAGAUAUUGAUCAAAUUCUUCAACGCAGGACUCAAAUUAUUACACUUGAGAGUGAAAAAGGUUCAACUUUUUCAAAAGCUAGUUUUGCAUCUAGUGGUAUUAGACAAGACAUUGAUAUUGAUGAUCCUGAUUUUUGGAAGAAAUGGGCCAGGAAAGCUGAUAUUGAUACAUCAGAAGGAGGAGAUCAAGUAUAUUACACAUUCAUUCCAUUAUUGAAUUAAAAUUAUUUAUUUUAAAAUUAAUUAUUGUCUUAUUCAUAGAAUGAUUUAGUCAUAUCAGAACCUCGAAGACGAACCCAAAUAAAACGUUAUGGGCAUGAUGAAGCUGUCAUGGAUAUGUCGGAACUAGAAUCAUCUGGUUCUGCUGACAGUGAUGUAGAUAAUAGUUUAGGAGUUGGACGAGGAAGAGGUUAGUUUUAUAUAUUUAUACUUGUUCAAUUAUGUCUUAACUUAAUUUUAGUUAAUGGAAAAAUAUAUUCAGUGUUAUAAUUAUUCAGUAUAAAAUUGUAAGAGAAACAUGUACAUUUUGGCCUCUUAACUAUUUUCUUGAUUUAUUUACUAAUUAUUUUACUUAUAAAAAACAAUUUUUGUAAAUUAUUAUGAUUUUUAAUAAUAGGUCGCAGGACUAGAAAAAGCAAAAAAUUUCGAACAAAAUUUAUACCUGACGAUUAUGUUCCUAAAGAGGGAGAAGUUAUUUAUGGAUGUUGGACCAGAAGUGAAUGUUUUAAGGUGGAAAGAGGAAUUCUUACUUUUGGGUUUGUAUUUUAAAUUUACCUAUUUUUAUUACUCAAUAUUAUAAUAUUGUUAUUUAUAUUUACAUAUUUCAUAUUAUUAUAUAGUUGGAGCCGUUGGCCAGAAAUCAUUCAACAUAAUGAUUUUCGUGAAGGUUGGAAAGAGAGUCAUGUAGAAGACCUUGCUCGUAUUGUUGUAAGUAUUUUAAUGUACAUUUUUUGUCUACUAUAAAUUAAUUUCUUAAAUACUUAUAUAAUUUAAAACAUUUUUUUUUAGAUUUUAUACUGUUUGCGAUUUUAUCGAGGUGAUGAAAAAAUAAGGUCUUUUAUAUGGGAUCUUAUUACUCCUGACAAUAUUUCAACUGAUGAUUCCCCUUCUCAUGGUGGUAUGUAUUAAAUUAAUAAGUAUUAAACAAUUAAAUACAUUUUUAUUUGAUUCCGAGAAAGAAGUUUUUAGACUUAAAACAAGUUAAAUUUUUUAUAUUCAUACACUUAUGUAAUUUGGAAUAUAAAAAAAAGAGGGAAAACAAUUACAUUGGACACAAUUAUAAAUAAAUUCCAAAAAGCUGUAAUGUUGACAAUUUUUAAAUAAUAUAUAUAUUUUUUUUAAUUUUUCCAUUUUUCCCAUUCAUUAUGAAAACCCCUAAGAAAAUAACAAAAAAUAUUCGUUCACUUAAAACCCUUGUCUAAUAAACUUUCUGGAAAAGUGCUACACUUGAAAAUCUGAUGUAUUAUAUAAAUAUAAGAUUAAACAAAACAAAACAACAAUAAACUAAUAGUACCAUACAGUUUAAAAAUAAAUAAAACUUAUAAAUAAUAUUGGUGGGACAGCUAGACAAUAAGAAUUAAGGAUGUCUCCCCACACUCUUGAAUUUUUAUCAAAUAAUGAAACUGGGAAUCGGUCAAACCAUCUGUCACAAGGCACAGAAGUUAAAUAAGGUUGGAUAUUACAUGUGUUUUGGGAUCCAUCAUGAUCACUUAUCCCAAAUUGUUGCAUAUCAUGUAGCACUCACCACAGUUUACUCAUAAGUCCUGUGAUUUAAUAGUUAAAUUAUAUAUUGUACUCUUUUUAAUACAUGUAGAAUUGAAUUAUUCUCGUAAUAAGUUUUUAGUUUUUAGUAAUGAUUAAUUGUUGGAUACAGAUAUAAAUUAAAUUCUCCUCUAUAUCUUAUAUUUUCAAUUUCCCAUCCACAACAGUGGUGGCCACCUGUAUUAGCUCUUUUUUUUUUUUUUUUUUGAACUGCAACAAUUUUCCAGAACUUAAUGAAUUCAAACUCAAGUAAAGUAAUAUAAAGAAAAAAUGGAUUGGUCAACUUAGUAUCCCCCCCUGCUCGCCGCUGAAUCCAUUUUUAAUUAUAAUCAAAAUAUUUUUAAAAAACUUGAUAAUAUAUGUUAUAUUUUUAUCAUUAAAAACUACAUAUGUAUUUUAAAAAAAAAAUUUAUCUUUGACUGUAUGAAAACCAAGUAAAAUCUUUGGUAAAAUGUAAUACAAUCACAUAAAAUGUUUGUAAGAUGACUAUCAUAACAAUCAUUCAUAAUUAAAAAUGACAGCCAUAACAUUGGUAUAGUAAUUAUUAAAAAAUUAAUUUUUCUAGGUCAAAGUUCUCGUGGAUCUAAAAAAUAUCGAAAAAUUAAACAAAAAGAUUUUAACUCUACUCAAUUAAUAGAUGAAGAACAUUGGAGUAGAAAUAACAAAUAUGAUGGAGAUUUGUUUUUAGAAAGCAAUUACCGUAAACACCUUAGUCGUCAUGCAAACAAGUUAGUACUUCUAAUUUGUAUAUUAUUUGAAUUAAUUGUUAUAAUUAUUGAAUUUUAUAUUUCAGAGUUCUGCUACGAAUCCGUAUGUUAUACUAUAUUAAGAGUGAUAUAGUUGGUGAGUUUGCUCAACAAGUUAAUGAUGGAGUUCAUGUCAGGUCAGUAUUAUUUUACAUAAAUUAUUUUAAAAUUCAAUUAAAAUGGUUGUUAUAAUAUUUUUCAAGAACAGUAACUAUUAAUUUCAAAUCAUUCAUUUAUUUAUUGAAAUUAAUAGAUUUCAUAAUAUAGAGUUUAAAAUAUUUAAAAUUAUGAAUAACGUUAUUUGAAUUUUAGUGGAUUACCAAUUAACACGCCAAUUUGUGAUUUGACGCCUGCACCUUGGUGGGAUCGAGAUGCUGACCGGUCACUUUUAGUUGGCACAUAUAAACAUGGUUUUGAAUCAUAUAAUCAAAUGAGAAGUGAUCCAGCUUUGAGUUUCCUUGCCAAAUGUGGUCCACCAACUCUGUAAAUAUUAGUUUGGUUUUUAUUAUAAUACAAUUUUGGAAUGUUUUAGGGAACUUUGUUUGUAAUUUUAUUUAGGUUUAUCAAAAAAAAAAUUUAAAGAAUAUGUUCUUAUUUUUAAUUAUUAUCUAUAAUCUUUAUCCAAUAUAGAAAAUAUACAUACAUAUUAAACAUAUUAUGAUGCUCAAGGUAACAAUUAUUUAAUGUUUGAAUAAUUGGUGGUAUAUAUUAUUUUUAUGUUUAAUAUUAAUAAUUAUAAAAUAUAUAUCUUCUCUAUUCUUUUAUUCUUAAUAAGUAAUUUUUGAACUAAAGUUGAUAAAAUCUUGGUUAUUUGUGAUUUAGAAAAUAAUAAAAUGAGUAUACGUUUGUAAAAAAUAUUUUUUUGUUACAACCCAGUAUUUUAACUGAACCAGUUUUAUUAUACAUACUUUUAAUUAUAUAUUUUAAAUAUAUUAGAGAGGAAAAAGAAACUGUCAUUGCAAAAUUCAACGAUAUUGAAGAAAGUGCUGAACUACCAUUAACCAACUCUGAGGAAGUUUCAUCUGAACCAUCAACUCCUUUAGAAUCAGAAGACAAUGCUGGAAGUGCAAUCAUAGCACCACCAACAUCAUCUGUUACAGAUGAAUAUGUAUGGCCAUCAAUUGGUGAUCUUAACAACAGGGUGAGACGAUUAAUAAGUACUUGCCAAAGAAACUUCAAAAAAGAAGAACAAAAGUUGGUGCAAAAAGCUAAGGUUAGUAUUAUUAUUCAAUCAUAAUAAAUUGUAUUUAGACAAACAUUUUUCUAGUCAAGAUUUACCGAUUAAAAUAUUCUAUUUAGGGAACUAUUCUAUCUUAUAUCAAAUUUAAAAAUUUGUUUAAGUGUAAUCAAGCAUUUAUGCCUUAAAUAUUUAGACAAUAACCCUAGAUAUGCUGGCUAAGAAAAUGUUCUAUUUAUUUAUUUUUAAUUUUUUUGUUAAGUAAAAUAUUCAAAAUUUAAAGGUUAAAAUAGGUUUACUAUUUUUAUUACUACUGUAAACUCUGGAACUCCAAAAUUGCUAUUUGUUUCUAUGCAGGAUGUGACCAUGUAUAAAUAUGAUCUCGGGUCGCCCAGAUCUUUGAUGGAUACCAUCACUUCAUCACAGGCAUUGCCGGUAAAUCUUUUUGUGUGUGUCUUGUGAAUAUUCUAUAUUACUUAUAUUAUUUGUUUUCGUUUUAUUUGAUUUUCAUUUGAACCAUUCAUUCAGCAUGACACAUAGAUUAAAAUAUUUUGAAAUAUUUGUUUUGUGUUUCAUUAUAAUUUGUUGAUCAGUCACCAGUUAAUUAUGUUUAAUUUUUUUAGAACUUUUUUUUUUUUAUUAUUUUUAUUUUUGUAAGUAUAUGUACUGCAUUUUAAAUAAGAAGACAAUAUAAGGAUAAAAUAUUAUAUCAAUAGUAAAUCCAUGAUCUACUAUUUUAAUAGUAGUGUGUUUAUUUUUAAAAUAAAGUCCUUGCGGUUGUUGGUUUUGGUGCAGGUUUUUUUUUUCAUGAAGUAAGAAGAUAGAAAAUUAAUCUUUACAUUUUUAUUAUUAAAAUAUCCUCAUUAAAAUUUUUUGGUCAACUGUCAUGCACCUAUAUACUUAAAUUAAGUUAUUAUUUAUAACUAUAUACAUUUAAAAACAAAACUGUAUUAAAAUUGUUCAGGAGACACUGUAGUAAAAUAUGUUUGAAUAUAAUUCUAGUGUAUGUGGUCACCCUACUUUUGAUGUUAUUCACUUUCAUUGUAACUUUAUCAAAGCAUAAUUCCAAGGAACCAAAGUUAAUACUUUGAAUAAAUUUACUUAAAAGAAAACAUGAUUUAAAAUCUGUGAACCAUAAUACUUAUCAAAUAAGUACGAUUUGGGUUAUAUGAAGGCAUAAAUGUCUGUAUAAAUAUUAUGUUUUUGAGUUGAUUUCGUGUGUGAAUGAUGUGGUAGUAUUAUUGAUAUGGCCUUGUGUGUUGUUGGAUUAAUUUUUGUUUUGUAAAUAUACAUACAUGUAUAUAAUAUUUCUAUAUUGAAAAUAUAUUGAAUAUAUUGAUCAGUUCUAAAAAGUAAUUUAAAUUUAAAGUAAUCUAAAAAAGAAUUUAAUUUAAAUACAAUUUCAAUUAAAUGUAUAGAUAUGUCUAUUUAAAAAAUUUUUACCUUAUUAAAAUUCACAAAUAAAUCUUUAAAACAUAUACAUUUUAAUUUUAACCCUUGGAAUAUUUCAUUAAUUUUUGUUAAAAAUAUAUAUUUAAUACCUAUUUAUUUUUACCACAACGAUUAUAUGUAUUUGUGUAUGUGUGUGUUAAUGAUAGUUGACUGAUAAUAUGAUUUAUUUUUUUUUUCAUUUAUUAUUUAUAAAACAAUUUCUUUACAGUUUAUGUUAAGACAGACAUUUAUUAUAAACUAUCUUUUUAAAUAGUAGGUAUGUUAUUAGUCUAAAAUGAACCCCUCCUUCAUAAGCCAUAACCAAAAAUUAAAUUAUGUUAAACAUAUUCUACAUUUCACAAAAUUAAUUUAAAAAAAAAAGAUUAAUUGCUACCUUCCUACUUUAUGAAUUCUUUUAUAUUCUUUUUUUUAUUUAUUAUUAUUUUUACCUAGACAUUUAAUGUAUUUAGAAAGCUUUUUACACAUGUAGUUGGGCGGCUAACACUAUUAUUAUUAUUUUUUUUUUUAACUUCAAUUUGUAUUGAGCAGUUAAGCUAUAUUUAAUAGUUGUUCAAUAGAUAUCUGUAGAUGAAUUGUUUAAGCUAAAAUAUAAUAAUGUUAUGUUUUAUUUGAAAUUUUCUUUAAAAUAUAAUAUUAUAGUUUAGUAGAUAUGUUGACGUAGAAUAUGUUUAGUUGCAUGGAUGUUUGUGUGUUCGUAGCUAGGAGAAUCAACGUGCGCAGCGACGUCAGGUACAGCCCAAUUAUCAGGAGACGUUGCCAGCCUCCUUGGUACGGGACAGCCCGGAUGGGACUGGCAACAACUGGCCAUGUAUCUUUGGGUUCGUAUCUGAGUUCAUCAAAUUUAUUUACUGGUCAACAAAUAAAAUGGAUUUGCACUAUACUAAUACUAAUAAUAUUAUGGAAUGGACUUAAUUUAAUUUGCUUUUUAAUAAUUAAUAUUGAAAAAUUGUAAAUUUAAUGAAAUUAUUUACUUAAAAAAUAAUAUUAGCCACAUACCUAGUAAUAAUAGAAGAAAUAUAUCAUUAAAAAAAUAUUUGAAAUUCACCUAAUUUUUUGCUUUAAAUUUCAUUGGUCAAUAAAUUUUAUUUGAUUGACAAUUUAAUCAUUUACAAACUUAAUAUAAGCUUAGUUACGAUUUUAUUAAAUUGAAAAUUGAUUUGUAAUUUAAUUUUUAUUUGAAUAUUAAUUCUUAUUUAACUUUUUUAUCAAUAUGAUUUACUUAAACUCAUAAAGCAAUAAAAUAUUUUAUUAUUGUAUGUAUUACAAUGCAGUUUUAAAUAAAUUUAUUUAUUUAAAAACAUUGUUCAAUAGUAUUUCUAUUUUUUUAUUUAUAUUAGUUUUAGUAUCAGUUUUGGGUAUCUAUUAUUUUAUUGUAAGUUUAUCACAUGUUUAUUAAUCAUUAGCAUACAAGUAAAAGUGUCGAAUAUCAAAUAUUCAGAGUAAUCAUAAAAACUAUUAAGUGAAACAUUUGGUGGUGAACUAUUCAGUAAUUUAAGAGUAAGAUUAACAUAUGAACAAUUGUGUAGUGAGAAAAUAAAGAAAUUAAUUAAAUAUUUAACAUUUUGUUUAGUACCUACUAAUAAAACUUAUUAUGCAAUGUGUGAGAUCUUGUGGAUUGAUCACAUUCUCAUUAACUGAUACUUAAAACAAAAAUAAAAUUAACAAGUUACUAUUAUGUAACUAUUAAGAUAUUCCAUUUUUUUUUUUUUUUUUUUUGUUCAAUAAUUAUUGUUUAAGUUAUUGAGAAUGAAGUAAAAAAUGAAUUAUCUUUUUAUUUUGUAUAUAUAACAGAAAGUAUAAUGCAAUCUCGUUGACAAAAAUUAUUAAUUUGGUGAUCAUAAUACAAUUAUUAUGAUGUUGUAUAUUUAAAAAAAUUACUAUCCAUAAAUCGUUGAUUCAUCUAUUACUGAAUAUUUAUCUUUGGCAUGGGCAUUAUAGCAUGAUUAAUUAUGUGCUAUAAAAUAUGUGCUUGUAAAUUAAUUAAAACUAUUGUAUGUAUUUUCUAUUUGCAUUUAGUUUAAUAUAUAUACAGAGUGAUUUUUUUUUUAUCAUAAACCAGCUAUUUUCCAGGAUGAUCAAAAAAAAAAAAAAAUUGAAAUAGAAAUCAAAUUCACUUAAAAUCUACAGAGAACAUUUCUGAUUUAUGUUUAAAAAAGUCACCCUGGAUGUAUACAUACUUUAUGUGUAUUUUCUUAAUAUGGUUAUAAUUAUUACUUAAUAUUUGAUAUUUAAUUAACUGUUCAAAAGUUAAAAUAUUCUUAUAUGGUACACAAUUAAUACCAAAUAGUACAAUUUUAUUUUUAUAUAGCCAUUAGGGCUUAUUAUACUUAAAAUCCACAAAAAUUACUUAAAAAAUAUAUAACUUAACUAUUAACUUAUUAACUAUAAUAUACACAGUAAUUUAUAUUAAAUAAAAUAAUUCUUAUUCAAACAAAAAUGAGUUUGUAAGGGGGGUAAGGGCCUUUAAAUCCUUAUAUUAUUUUUGUUUUUUAAAUAUUACUUUUUAGGAUUGGUCUCACCAAAGUAAACGUUGAUUUUUAAACUGAGCUUAUAAGAUAAUCGACCAAUUUGGUCGAGUAUCAGCCAUUUUUUGUGAAUUUUAAGGGAAAUAAGUUCUAAAACUUUGUAAUUACUAUCAAAAACUUGCAUAUUAUGCAUAUUUGAAUAUUAUGCAUUAUUUCUAGUUUUAAAUUUUGAACUACUAUAUUUAUUGUUUUUUUUUUCAAGCUAUAAUAAUUUAAAAUUUAAAUAUCAUUUUCAAAUAACUAAUACAUUUUAAUUAAAUUUAUUUUAGUUUUGUAUGUAAACUAUUUGAUAUUGAAUAGAAAUAUACCAAUUAUUUGGUGAUUAGUACUAAAAAUAUAUAUAUUAAAAAAAAAGAAAAUUCUAGAAUAUUUUAUGUAAUAUCUAAUUUAUAAAUUAUAUUUCUUUUUCUAGUGAGUAGUUAACUAGUUGUAAGUUUUCAAUGUUCUUAUGUUGCUUUUUUCAGUCUGUUUUGUUUGUUUGGAUAUUUAUUUAACAAAUUUAAUUUCUGGUAUCUGAUACUUUCAUAUAUUAAUAUUUUCAUAAUGGAGUGAGUAUUUGCAGUAUUUAUGUGUGUGAUGGAAAUGAAAAGUUGGUUUUGAUAUUUUAUAUUUUUACCAGAAUUUUGUUCUCCUUGCAUGUCUAAAGGCAUUAUAUAUAUUUUUUGUAUUGCAUUGGAAUAUAUAUCAUUUCUCUAAUGCUAAAAUUGUAUUUAUGAAACAUUUAUUUAGAACAUUGUAUCAGUGUUGUUAAUGCUAUUUUGACUACUGUGUAAGGUUAUUUAAAAUGCGUUAUGCUUGCUUUUGUGUAAAAAUUGCUUUUUUAAACUAUUAUUUAUUAUUUCAACAGAGCAUGAGCAUAAUGUACAAUAGCUUAAUUUUAUUAAAACUUCAUUAACUAAAAUAACUACUAUCAAUAAAUUACUAAUGAUUAUUAAAUGAAUAUUUUGAAUAAACUUGAAUUUAUUCACAAGUUAAGAUAUUCAAUUGAAAAUUUUGGUAUUUCUAUUUUACAAUAUUAAAAGAAUAUAAAUUAAUUGUAACCAUUUUUAUUUUGUUUUACACAGAAGGUUGAAAGGCGAGAAAAAUAUGAACAGUUUGUGAGAGAACGCGAACGCCAAAGACUCGAAAUAAGUCAAAAAAAAUGGACACGGAAAGAAGAGCAAGAAUUUUAUAGAGCCGUUACUACAUAUGGUGUUGAUUAUGAUAGGUAUCCUACUAUAUUUUUAAAUGUACAGGUGGACUUUUUGUUUUCUUAGUUUUUCAUAUAACUACACUGAAAAACAAGAAUGUAAAAUGACUUGUAUUAUUUAUGUUUGCAUAUUGUGAUUAUAAAUAAUGAAAAAUUGUGUGUAUUAAUAAAUUAUCUUAUUAUUUCUUUAGAGUGUCGAAGACAUAUAAUUGGACUAAAUUUAAAAGUGUUGCUAGAUUGGAAAAGAAAUAUGAUGAUACAUUGACUGAAUAUUUCCGCUCAUUUUAUGCUAUGUGUAAACGUUUAUGUGGUCAGUCAUUAACAGAGGAAGAAGGUACUACAAAAUAUUAACAUGAAUUUUGAUUAUUUAUCAUGACCAACUAUUGUUUGUUUUUAAAUAUUUCAAAAUAAUUUUCAGAACUCUGUGAUUUUCCUAUGGAAAUGAUAAAUGAAGAAAGAGCUCGAAGAGCUCUUGACCGUAUUAAUUUAAUUAUUAAAAUAAGAGAAGAAACACUCAAUCAUCCAUGUCUUGAUGAACGUUUAAAAUCUUGUCAAGUAUCUGCAGAUGUACCUGAUUGGUGGCAGCCAGGAAAACAUGAUAAAGAUCUGCUUAUUGGAGUUUCCAAGUAAUUAGUUAUCUAAAUAAUUUCAUAAACUAUUUUCCUUUAUAUAUUAACAUUUUAAAAAUCUCCAUUGAAACCUUAUUAAUACGUGUGAAUGAAAAUUUAAUAUUCAUGUAUAUUUAAUAUACUUGAAUUUACUAUUCAUGUGUUGAAAUUUUUUAGUGUUUUUCAUUAUUCACAGAUAUUUGUUUAGGCUAUAACAUACUAUAGUCUGUCUCUGGAGAGAACGGGCCGCGUGUGCGCAUGUUUUCCCCCUCCACAUAACUUGAUUUCAGCAAAGGCAGCCGAUUGUAAUUUCUUCCAUUUUUGACUAUACACCCCUAGGAUAUUUUGUAGAUUUCAAUUGUUAUUAUUAUCAGACAUCGCGCAUCACACAUUUAUUUACCUUUGCUGUUUUAUAACCUCUUGAUAAUUUUUCAAAUCGUAAACUAUCGUAUAUACCUUCUAUAAUAAUCCAGACUUUGUUUUUUUUGUAUACAUAUUUAUUUAUUUAAUAUUUUAUUGAAUACUGUAGGUAUAAUACAGAGUUAUAUAUUUAAUAAAUAAUAAAUAAUUAUAUUAAAACAUUUAAUUAUUUUUUGUUAAAAUUACAAUUUAUCAUUUUUGUCAUAUUUAUAUUUUAUUUUAUUUUUGAUAAAAUUACAAAUUUAUAAUACUAAUUAUUCGUCAUAUUUACAUAAUUUUUUUAAAAUAAUUAAAAAACUGAGAAAAAAGUAAAAAUUACCAAAGGUACAAAAAGCAAACGCUGUAAAAAUGAUGUGUGCCUACACCACGGCAAUUGGCGAUAAACAGUGGACUAUUGACAGUCAACAGUGCAUUAUUUGAAACUCAGUGUACAACAACUGCACCACUUCUGCAGUCGCCGUUGCAGCGCUGUCAAUAGAUCCGGGAGUGGAUAAAUGGAUAGUGUUUCGGUGUGGGGAUGCACAGUAGUGAUUUAAUUUGGUCGGAGAGCGGCCUGUUAUCUCCAGAGACAGACUAUAUUAAAUUUAUUGUCAAUUUUAUACAAAUUAAAUUUAUAAUAUUGUUAAAUUAAAAUGUUAAAGGAUAUUAAAAUACUAAAAUAUGUAAAUACAUGAAUGCAUAAAUGUAUAUGUGUAUAUAUGAAUAAAAAUACAUGUACAUAGAUUUUAAAAUUUAAAGUAGAUCACAAUUUUAAUUUCAUGUGAAUACAUCAAAGCAUUGUUCACUUGAAAUAGUGAACUUUAGUUAACAUGUAUGAAUUAUAUUAUUUUAGGCAUGGUUUAGGAAGAACGGAUUUCUACAUUCUAAAUGAUCCUGAAUUAUCUUUUCGAGAAAUUGUUCAAAAAAAUCUAUUAUCAGCUGUAUCAGGUUCAUUUACAACAGAAAUGCUUGAAGCCGCUAAAUUAGAAACAGUCAAAGCAGAAACAACCAAAUCAGAACCAAUUAAAAUGGAAACUUGUAAAAUAUUAUCAAAUAAAUCUGAAGUACCAAAAUCAGAAAAUACUAAGACUGAAAUAACAGACACUGAAGUUAAAUCAGAAUCUAUUAUACCACAUGAAACUCAAGGUGAAAAAAUUGAUGCAAUCAUCUCUGUGAAAACAGAAUCAACAAUAAGUACUGAAGCUAUUGUAGUAGAUAAAAUUCAAGAAAAUAAUGUAGUUAAAAAUGUAGAAGUAUCUGAAACUACGGAAGUGGAUGUAAAAGAACAUAAAAAACCAGAUAUUUCUUUUGAUGGUAAAAAAGAACAAGAAGUAUCUGAUAUUAAACCAGAGCAAUUGAAUGAAUCUUUAGAAGUAGUUGACCAACAAAACAAUGAUGAAACACAAGAAACUAUUAGUAGUGUAGAAAACAAAACAAUCAAUAAACAAGUUAAAGAUAAAGGUGAAUUAAAAUCAAUUGAAAUUGAAAAAACUGUAACCAGCGAUGUUUUAAAAUCUAAAACAGACAAGGAAAUAAAAGAACCAAUGAAUCAAACUACUACUAAUGAAAUUCCAGUAGAUACAUGCAGUAAACCUGUUACCAAAGUUACUGAACAAGCUGUUAAAUCCAAAGAAUGCUCUAUUCCAUCCAUAGAAAGUGUAGAUAGAUUAAAAGCUAUGUUUCCAGAAUUGGAAGUUUUACAUAAAGAUAUAGCUACUCCGGCUGUUGAUAAAUUACCAAUGCACAAGCCUCUACAACAAAUUGAUCAAACAAUUGCACAUCUUUUAGCUACAAGUUAUCAGAAUCCAAUUAAAUGGCCUAAGGUAUGACUAAUAUGAAUAUUUUUUAUUAUAUGGUGUUAUUGUAUAAAAAAAAUUAUGUAUAUACUUGAUAUUUUUGUAUUUAAUUUUUUGAUUCAUAGGAACACGCUCUAGUUGUCAGAUUACAACACAUAGUAGAAUGUGUUGAAACAGGAGAAUGGCCUGUAAGCAAAAAGUUUUCAGCUUAUGCCCAAAAUCCUAUCUGUGGAAUUGGAAUAGAGGAAACUGAAAUAACAGUCUCAAAAAGAGACAUUGGAGUACCACAUGAUCAUUUAAAUUUGACUGAUGUCCACAAUGAUCAUUCGAGUUUGAAAGCUAAUAAUGUUAUGGCUCAUUCAAAUCCUAAUUUAAAACGUAAACGCCAUAUUGCCAUUGAUGUUGAGACAGAAAGAGGUAUGUUAAAACUUAAAAUAUUUAUAAUUUAUGUAUUUGUAUAUUUGUUAUAAUUGUAAUUUCAGCUAAACUUCAUGCAUUGUUAAAUACUAAUUCUAUCCCAGCUCAUCCGAUCAAACAUUCUCCAGCCCCUUUAUGGGAACAAACGGAUGAAUCUUUGUCUGAAGACUCCAGGUCAGAAUUUAUUUUUAAGAAAAUAUUAAUUUUAAUUUAUGCAAUUUUUAAAGUAAUAUUUGUAUUUAUAGGCGAUCAACUCCAGUUACACCACAACUUAUUCAACCGCCACCAGCUCACCAACAAUCUCACAAUACAUCUUCACGACUAAUGAAUAUGGCCUAUGAUCUUAAAGUUUUAAACAAUCCAAAAACUCCAACAACUGUUGCUACGCCAACACAACAACAAUCUACUGGACCUAUGGAUUUAUCCUCUGGGUUAGUAUAUUUGAAAUCUAUAUUUUUGUUUUUUUUUUUUUUUUUUUAAAUUUUUAUCAUUUAAUGUAGAAUUUUGAUUGUUUAUGUAUUACGGAAAUAAUAAAUUAGUGAAUUGUUGUAAUCAUUUUUCCAAUAUUAAUAUAGAAGUGGUACACCACAGCAGACAGGAUGCAUGGAUCUAAGUUCAGGACCAAGAACAACACCUUCAUCUAUUAAUGAGGCCCAAGAUUUUUCAAUGCCAUUUAAAAAUAAACCAGCUCAAAAUGUUACACAAACGCCAACACCAACACCAGCACCAAAGAGCAAAUUAGAUGAUAUGUUAAACAAAUUAAUGCAAAAGAAAAAUUGUGUGCGCACUACACGUGUAAGUGGUCUUGUCAUUUUAGAAUUAGGGUGGAAGAAGGGUAUCUAUGGAUUUUACUAUGCAUUUUUAUUUAAUAUUUUUCCCCAGUCUAAACAACUUUUGAAACAGAAAACUUCAAAAAAAGAAGAUACCUUUUCUUUUGUUGGAUUUGGAUGUAGUAGUGUAUAAGAUGGUUUUUUUUUUUACAUAGAGGUUUUUUACCAAAAAUCUUAGAAAAAAAAAAUAUAUAUCUAUUUUGUUACAUUUUAAAUCUAGUUGGUGAAUAAGGAAAUCAGUUUUUGAUUUUCUCUGUAGAUUUUUUUUAAGAGAAAUAUGAUUAUUUCAUUAUUUUCAAUAACAGAAAACUUAUAUUUGCCAUAAUUAGAUUAGGUAAAAUUUUCAAAACAUUUUGGCCUUUUCAAAACCAUUUUUCAACUAUUAUAGUCACGUUAACAAAUCUUUACAUAUCUUUUAUUUGGUAAGUACUUGGUAAAAAUAUAAUUGUUUGACCUAACAGAAAUGCUUGAAAAUUUCAUAAGAGGUUCAUUAUAAGUUCUAUUACUUAAUGAUUUAAAAAAAAAAAAGUUGAGCAUAAUAUAGUAGAUUUUUUUAUAAUCAUUUUAAAAUCAUUCUGAUUAAAAUUGUAAAUAUUUAUGGCCUUUCAAAUCAAUUUAUAAAUGAUAUUUGCUCGACAUCUGUUUUCAUUAACAUGGUUUAUUAUUAGUUACAUAUAUAAAUUGAAACAUUUUAUUUAUGUGUCCAACUUCCUACCUACAACAUUGGCGCACACCCAUCAGCAGUAUCCAUUCUUUUUUUAUUGUUUGAUUUAUUUUUAUAAAUCAGGAAUCCUAUUUUUAAUAUUCAAUAUUUAGAUAUGAAAUCAUAUUAUUUUGUUUUAUUUUCCUUCAAGCCUUCUGAUGAACCAGUUGUUGGGAAAGAAAUGAAACGCCGAAAACUAGAUGAAAUUGUUUUUGGUAUUUCUGCGGCCAAAGAAAAACAGUCGUCACCAUCACCAGCACCAGCACCAGUACCAGCACCUGUCCCGACACAAACAGAUCAGAAAAAGCAUUUAGUAUCAACUCCAACUCUUAAUUACCCUACUCCAUCUAAUAAAUCUCAACAAAAUUUGACACAGCAAAUUGGAGUAGCUCAUAGGCAAUCAAGUAAAUUAGUAGAUCCACUUGCAGUAUUUUUAUCUUCUCAAGUCCAUGAACAACAAACUAAUUUACUCAAACAACAUACAACCUUACAACAGCAGCUUGCUCAACAACAACAGGUAAUUCAAAUAAUCAAGUUUGGUCAAAUAAUAUUAUAAAUAAUCUUUUCAAAUUGAUUUUCUUAAGGUCUUAAAAAUGUCUCAAGUUUCGAGUGCAUCAGCUGUUUCUCAAACUCAACGUAAAAUGUAUGAAGCAAUGAUGGAUAGUAUGGCAAAAAGUACUGCUGAUUAUUCAGGAAAAUUAAAUGCGUCAACAUUUUCUCAAGAAGCCAAAGUAUUUAUUAUUUUCAUUUUUAACAUUUCCAAUGAAAUAAUUAUUUAAACUUAUAUUACUUUUACUUAGGUAAACAAAUGGCUAGCUGAACAAAAUGCACUGAUGACUGAUCAGCCAAUUUCUGCAGACUUUUUAUCCACUCCAAGAAGAAGAAGACCUAGAGUAGAUCCAACAUUAUUAGAUUGGAAAAAAUUAACUGGCGAAGAAAAUGUAUCAGUAAUAAAUAGAACAACUGGAAAAAAGGUACAUUUUGAAAUAAAACUAAACAAAAUCGCUAUAGUUAUUAUUGUAGUUACUUCUUUUUUUAAAUUAUUAAUUUACUCUAUUACCAUAUAAUUCUGCAUAUUAAUAUUAUAAUGUAUUAUUAUAUGAUAAUUUUAUAGUUAACUGGAACAAAAGCACCACAAUUAAAAAGAAUAGGACAAUGGUUACUUGAAAAUCCAGUUUAUGAUGUAGAUCCUAAAUGGGCUGACUUGGUGAAAGAACGAGGAAAUCUUACUCAUGAUUUACAGAAACGCUUACCUCAGACAGAACGCAAAAAAGGUCCAGGUCGACCACCUAUGCAAAGUGGAGAAAGUGCUAACUCCUCCAGCCCAUCUUUAUCAUCUAAUCAACCUUCAACAUCAAUGGCACCAAAUCUAUCUUUCCCAUCAUUGGCAUCAGCAGGGCUAGGUGGAUUAAAUCCUUCCACUCUACUAUCAAGUUUAUCUAUGGGGAAUUUUGAUCCUAAAAAUAAUCCUUUGCUUAUGCCAUUCAGUGGGCUGCCAAAUAUUGGUGCUUUAGGAAGCAUGGGCGGAUUGAGUAACAUGAAUUUAACUAAUUCCUUAUUUGCGAAUCUCGCUGGUCUGAGUCUUCCUGGACUUGCUGGUAUGGAUCCAUCUAGCAUGAAUGAUGGAUCGCAUCCAUUACAAAAUCCACCGUCAAACACCAAAUCUUCUAAAUCAAGAAAAUCUGAUUCUACUAAUAAAAACACUCCAUCCUCAUCGGCUAAUGUACCUUCAAGUAUGCCUGGUUCAUUACCAUUUUUCUUUCCAAAUCCAAGUUUAUUGUAUACACCUUUAGGCUUGGGUGGAUUAAAUCCAUUUUCACUGCAACCUGGAGCAAUUUCAUCAGCUUAUGAUAGUCUCUCGCUAUUAAAUGGUAGUUUAAAUGUAUCAUCAUCACCCAACACAUCUCAAAAUUCAGUUUCACGUCACAAAACGUCAAAUAGUCGAAGUCAAAAUUCCAAUGUUAGUACAGUAACAUCAACUAGCCAACGGCAACCUAGAAGCAGUACACAUCAUCUACCAUCACCUAUGCAAAGUUCCUCAGAUCUCCUUGAGAACUUAACACGAGCUGGACGCAAUUUGCCACCUGAUAUGUCCAAGAGCCGAAAUUCAAGAGAUGUUGACAAUUUGCGGUCCCUUAUGUCAAGUAUGCCACCUUUUAAUGUGUUGGCAGCGGGAGCAUUGGCAAGUGGUAGUGACUCUAAAAGAACAAGAGAGCAAGAGAUGAGAGAAGCUCUAGAGAACUUGAGUAAAGCAUCACCUGAAUUAUUUGCGCGAUCAUUACCCGAUGAUAAAAAAUUUAAUUUUCCUACAAUGGAAAUGAUAGAAAAAUCUCUUAAAAGACCUAUUGAGCAAAAUAUAUCUAACGAGAGACCCAGCAAACGUACAAAAGACAUAAUAUCUCCCAUAACAAUACCAAUACCACCUACUAUGUCUAAAUUGCCACUGACUAGUAGAGAAAGCCCAUUGGAUUCUGGUAUUGAUUUGUCUAGUACGAUAAAGGCUAAAUCUCCAGAGAAACAAAGAGAUAAAUUCAAGAAAAUGGAUAUUCAGGCUUCUAAUGUAGAAGUAGAAUGUGACUCCCAGUUAUUGGACAAAUCUGAGGCAGAGAUUGAUAUGACAAAACAAAAAUCUGAAAUGAUUGAUGAAAAUGAGGAUAAAAACGGCAAUAAAAACCGUAAAAGAUGUCGUACAAAGAAAACUUCUGUCGAUGAGAAUAUUGAGCGCAAAAAUUUACGUAGUAAUGCUGGUAGAGCCGCUGCUGCUGCAGCUGCAAGGACGAAAUCCCACUCUCCAUCACCACUACCAGAAUAA